AGGACGCUAAAGUUGGCGGCAACCAAGAACUUCGCUGUGGGAUGAGCAAGAUUGUACAGCUACUCUGGAUAGAAGAUUUCUCUCUUGGAAGUUUCCAGCCCUUGAAAUUCGAAACGUCUCUUUUAUUUAUACAUAAAUUAAUGACAGAAGGAACCUGAACACUAAACCUCAUUUCGGGGAAUCUUGAAGAUGUUGAUAUUGAGGUCACUGACAUUGCUGUGGCUCCUCACCUUCACACAGUCAAUAGAAGAGGAGGAUAUUCGAGCAGGUUGCAGCACAGCUGUGAAUGAUCUCGUGUAUAUCAUUGAUGGUUCUUGGAGUGUGGGCUAUGAAGACUUUGAUAAGGCCAAAAGCUGGCUGGUCAAUGUCACCAGUGGCUUUGAUGUGAGUGCGCUCUACUCUCAAGUGGCCGUGGUGCAGUACAGUGACACGCCCAGGCUGGAGAUCCCACUGGGCCUGCACCAGAAUGCUCAAGAGCUCAUUGAGGCAAUCCAAGCCAUCAGAUACCUGGGCGGCAACACGCAGACAGGCCGUGCCAUCACGUUUGCUGUCAACCACGUCUUUGCGUCUUCGCAGCGUGGUGACACUGUUAAGAAUCGCAUUGCUGUGGUGGUGACGGAUGGCAAGUCUCAGGAUGACGUGGUGGAUGCCAGUGAGGAGGCUCGAGCGCAGGGAAUCAUCAUGUUCGCAGUGGGAGUGGGAUCAGAGAUCACCAACUCAGAGCUGAUAGCCAUCGCUAACAAACCCUCCAGUGACUAUGUCUUGUACGCAGAGGACUACACCAACAUCGACCGCAUCCGUGACUCCAUGAAGCAGAAGCUGUGUGAAGAGUCUGUUUGUCCCACGCGUAUUCCUGUGGCCUCUCGGGAUGAGAAGGGCUUUGAGCUGAUACUGGGGAUGAAGAUCCACGAAAAAGCCAAGAAGAUCCAGGGCUCCCUGGGCUCUGAGACAGCCCACCUCUUGAACAAAGGGGCAGACAUUACUGAGAAGACAAGGGAUAUCUUCCCAGAGGGUCUUCCCCCUUCCUAUGUGUUUGUGGCCACUGUGCGGCUGAAGGGGGCUGCGAGCAAGGAGAAGUUUGACCUCUGGAGAGUGCUUUCUAAAGAUAAACAAGUGCAAGUGGCUGUGACGCUACAUGGACAGAAGGAGUCUGUCACUUUCACUACCACAGACACAGAAGAUGGGGAACAAAGAGUCACUUUUAAUGCACAAGAUGUUCAGAGGCUCUUUGAUGGAAGCUGGCACCAGCUGAAGAUCCUGGUUCGGCCGAGUCGUGCCAUCUUUUAUGUGGAUGACAAGGAGAUCCAAGGAAUAAAUCUGGAGCCAGUUGUGCCCAUUUACAUCAAUGGCAAGACUCAGAUAUCCAAACGCUACAGUUCUGAGGCCACAGUUCCUAUCGAAAUCCAGAAACUGAGGCUCUAUUGUGACCCACUGCAAAGCGAGAGAGAGACUGCGUGUGAAAUCUAUGCUGUGGAUGAUGAAAGGUGUCCUCUGGACCGGACACCACCUGAGGACCCAACAGAGGAGGAGGAGGAUUGUGACUGUGCUGGGGGGGUUCCUGGACCACCUGGACCACCUGGACCACCAGGGCCACUGGGGACAAAGGGUGAGAAAGGAGAGAAUGGACUUCCAGGCCCUGACGGUAAGCCUGGCGUGAAAGGUGAGCAAGGGAUCCCCGGAGAGCCAGGUAAACCAGGGGAGAAGGGUGAAGCUGGUUUCCCUGGGCCCAAGGGUGAUACAGGAGUAAGGGGCUACAAAGGUGAGAAGGGACAGCCAGGUUUACCUGGGAGACCAGGCCUACCAGGACUGAAGCAGCCUCAAGGUGGGAAAGGUGAACAAGGACCCCCUGGAGAGCCGGGCCCAAAGGGGGAGCCAGGGCUUCCUGGCAUCAUGGGACCAGUCGGCCCAGUGGGACCACAGGGCGAUAAAGGCGAUACCGGUUUGCCUGGUCCAAGUGGACCACCAGGACCACCAGGUAUCCGUGGACUUCCUGGUGAGGCUGGGUUGAGUGGAUCUCCGGGGGCCAAAGGAUCACCUGGACUGAAAGGAUCUCCUGGACCUAAAGGACCUCCAGGCAAUCCAGGCCCCCCGGGACCCCCUGGAGCAGAUGGACAAAUCGGUCCCAAGGGUAGCGCAGGAGAGCGGGGGCUGACUGGUCUUCCAGGUGCACCGGGGCAAAAGGGUACACAGGGAGAUCCAGGGUUUCCAGGGUUACAGGGUGCAAUGGGUCUUCCUGGCUUUAAAGGACAUAAGGGACAUAUGGGAGAACCUGGCCCAAAGGGAACUAAGGGAGAGAGAGGCAGCGAGGGAGCUCCUGGGGUUCCUGGCUCACCGGGUGAAGCUGGACCCAAGGGAAGCAAAGGAGAGAGAGGUGUAUCAGGAGAGCCUGGGACUAGAGGUCUUGAUGGGAAGAAAGGGGACACAGGACAUAUAGGAGUAGCUGGGCCACGUGGUUCUCCUGGUCAAGAUGGGUUACCAGGGCUCCCUGGUGUUCCAGGUUAUCCUGGGAAACCUGGGAAGUCUCCUUCUGAUGAGCACUUGAUAAAGCUCUGCGAAGAUGUGCUGAGACAUCAGCUGGCCCAGCUGCUGCAGACGAUGCUUCCUCAGAGCUGCGAGCCUUGUGAAACAGUGAAAGGACCUCCGGGACAGCCUGGAGCUCCGGGACCUAAAGGCUCCACUGGGCCUCCAGGCUACCCGGGCAGGCCAGGUUCUCAGGGUUAUCCAGGUUCACCUGGCUUGCAGGGGCCUCCAGGGGUCAAAGGCGACAUGGGACCGAGGGGGUUUAAAGGCAACAAAGGCGAAGGCAGGCCAGGACAGCCUGGGCCUCCUGGACAAACAGGCAUCCAGGGUCCGCGUGGCAGUGAUGGAAUCGGACUGCCAGGUCCUCCGGGAAUGCCGGGGAAAUCUGGCUCUCCGGGCAUUCCAGGCAAACGAGGCGCCCCAGGGCCAACUGGAGUGUGUGACAUGUCCAUCUGCUACCAGGCUUACAACCUCAGGGAUGACCGCUAUAGCAAAGGACCCAACUUCUGACACACAACUCAUGGACUUCUUAUGACAAGCACCUCAGAGUGCUGAUACAGGGUUAGUUCCCUUCGAUCGUUUUAACAGUAUUCAAUAGGAUCAUUAUGAAAGCUGGAAACUCAUCCUAGAUCAGUACUCUUGGUACUCUUGGAAAUUUACCCUUAGAACCUCACCCUUAAAAAUAAAGGUGCCAAAAAGGAGGACUAUGUUUGGUUCCCUAAAGAAUGGAUGUUUUUUAAAUGAGAUGUAAGAGUGAGAUCUUUUAUAGUGAUAUAAAGUGCAUAGGACCUCCACACGAUUAAAAGUUCUAUACCAAUUAACAGGUUUUCCUAGAACUGUACUUCCAAGCCAAAAACCAUUUAGCAACCUUUGUUUUUAAGAGUGUAGGGUGUGAAAACGGGUGACCAGAAAAAUUUGGAGAUGCAGUCCAGUACAGCUCUUUCUGCAGCUGCAGCAGAGUGUAGAGCAGGCCAUAAUCAGUGGACUGAAGUAGAAGGCAUUGCAAUUAGAAAUAAUAAUCAUACCAGAAUGGACACUGAUGUGUGGUCACUUACCUGUGAAAUGAGUUUAAUGCAACAAUGCAAGACGACUCGAGUGACCAAGUUUUGAG
Colossoma macropomum (tambaqui) is the source of this 3631-nucleotide messenger RNA. RefSeq names its product collagen alpha-1(XXI) chain. Lineage: Eukaryota; Metazoa; Chordata; Actinopteri; Characiformes; Serrasalmidae. The coding region runs from base 190 to 3030 and encodes 946 amino acids. The transcript has 29 exons. The record is from RefSeq and is a predicted model, not a curated record.